GCUAGGUGUGCAGCUGGGACAGGGCCCCGCAGGACCGCGACGGCACGCCGCCACGUCGCCAAGGAUUCCUGCUCCUUGGGAACCGGCUCAGAAGCUGAGCUCUCAGCGCAGAAGUGUCGGUGCCCGUGGUCGUCACUUGCCAGCAUAAAUGCCAAAUUUGGGAUGGUGGUGCUCAUGGACCCCAGCGAGGACCCUGAGGACACACUGCACACACACCGGUCCCGGGAGAAGACCUUCGUCUUCGACAUUGUGUUCGACCAGCACACCUCCCAGGUGCCAGCAAGAUCCACACGAUGCUGCGCAUGGACGCGGGGCCCGGCAUCUACCUGCAGAUGCUCACUGACCUCUUCCAGGCCGUCGAGGAGACCCGUGAGAGCACGGACUGCAGCGUGUCCGUGUCUUGCCUCGAGACCACGCAGCUCCUCACCAGAGGCAACUGGCAGCGCACACAGGAGUCCACCGCCACCAGCAAGAUGUCGUCCCGCUCCCACGCCGUGCUGCAGGUCACCGUGCACCAGCGCAGCCACGGCACGGACAUGGCAGAGGAAGUGCACAUUGGGAGGCUCUCCAUGGUGGACCUGGCGGGCUCGGAGCUGGCGCCUCAGACCCAGAACCGAGGCAAGAGGAUGAAGGAGGGCGCCCCCAUCAACCGCUCCCUGCUGGCGCUGGGCAACUGCAUCAACGCACUGAGCGAGAAAGGGCGACAGCCAGGCGCAAUAUGUGAACUUCCGGGACAGCAAACUCACGCGCGCCUGCUGAAGCUGGCGCCUUCCACUGAGCAGGAUGCCCUAGGAGGGAACAGCCGGAUGGCGACGAUUGCCCACAUCAGCCCAGCCAGCACGCACUUCGAGGAGUCGCGGGCCACCCUGCCGUACGCGUACCGAGCCAGGAACAUCAAGAGGAGGGUCAAGCGCAACCUGCUGAAUGUGUCCUACCACAUCGCGCAGUACGCGGACGUCAUCUCCGACCUGGGCAGGCAGAUCAAGCACCCCAAGGCCAAGGUGGAGAAGCAGGAGAAGGAGAAGAGAAGCAUCCCGGAGGCCGACAUGCUCAAGGCCGGGCUGGAGCAGCGUCUGGCCAACGCCAAGAAGAAGGCCUCGCCGAUGGAGCAGCUGCCGCCCACGCAGGUCGUCAGCAAGGACAGCGGGAGGCGCUGCGACUGCUUGCAGGGCCCGCGAGCUGGAGGUGGAGGACACGGCACUGCAGGCCAACAGCCUGUGCAGGAAGAACCUGCUGUGCCAGAAGGACUUCGUGAUCCAGCGCUGCCAGCAGCACCGGCGGCUCUGCGAGCAGAUCAUCCAGGACCAGCGGCAGCUGAUUCAGGAUGUUUCGCCCCAUCUCUGCUUCCCGGACUCCCGCAGACGGCGGCCUCGCGCAGUGCCGGAAGCCCUGGAGCAGCAGUACGGCCUACACUCCCGGGAGCUGGGUGCAGACACGCUGAACCGCCUGCUGCGGCUGCGCUCCGUGAUGUCCAGCGCCCUGCGCGUCUGUGCGCUUGGCUGCCGUAAGGAUCCCUCGUGGUGGACGAAAGCCGAUGGGAAGGAAGCCUGAGUGCGGGUGGACCUUGUUACUCAGCGAUCCAGGAGAGGUGUCUUCCUGGGAACCUCAGAGGAUUCUUAGGGCUUUCCUUGGGCUUGUUGAUUCCCCAGGGGGUGCCUCCAGGCUGCUGCGUGAGGGUGAUUCUGGGCACUCACUAGGGAAGAAGGCUGGGGGUGCGGGGCUCUGCAUUCAUUAUUUAGACAAAUGCUGCUGUCAAAGCCCUCCCCGUGCCCUCAACCAGGCCUGGUGCCCCCCGUCCACCCUCUCGGGAGAACAAAGGAGAAACUCCCAGGCUUUGGCCAGAGUGGGUGAGGGCAGCUGCCUAGAAGUGUGGCGUGAGGGAGGGGUCCACGGAUCCGACAGCAUCUAAAGCCACCGCCACCCCCAGUUACCGAGGACCAGGUGCCGACAGUGUCUGGAACUUUGGACGCGGAGCCGAGUGGAUCUGGGUAGUCCUCAGCCGCUGCCGCCGUGCGGCUGCCUUUCCCGGGUGGGCUGGUGUAGUCACACUGACACGUCUGGUGUCCUGCUUGCAGAAUGUUCUUGCUGUGUGAUGUGCUCUCCCGUUCUUCCCACACGCGUGUCUAUUUUAAAACAAUCCUUUCCUAUGGUAAGUGUAGGGGUCCCCAAGGCCACCCUCAGGCUCAGUUCGCUAGAAGGACUCACAGAAUUCAGAAAGGCAGUUGUACCAACUGAGACUCUGUCCCCGUUCCACACGGAUGCCCCUCCCCCUCGCCCCACCCCCUACUUUCUGUCUCUGUGACCCCGGCUCCUCCAGGGACCCCACAGGGGUGGAAUCACAGUAUCUGUCUUUUUGUGUCUGGCUUAUCUCACUGAGCAUCAUGUCCUCAAGGUCCAUCCACGUUGUAGCAGGUGUCCGAGUUUCCUCCCUUUUGAAGGCUGAGUGAUAUUCCAUUGUGUGGAUGGACCACAUUGUGUUCAUCCGUCAUCCGUCGAUGGACACUCGGGUGGCUUCCACCCUUUUGGCUGCUGACGGCUCUGUUCUGCACAUCUCUCCCCCGCCGGAGGAGCCCAGCUGAGACCAGUGGGACGACAGGGAGGACCUCCCGUGGGGAGCCCAGUGUGAGCUGCCGCCCAUGCUGCUGGAUCUGGACAGGGUUGUUUAAGGAGAAUAAAUACAUCCUAGGAGUUGCUCGCCCCACGGAGCAAUUGUGAGACCAGAUGCCUCUCCCACCUAGUCCUGCCCUGCUGCCUUCCUGCUCUAGUGAUGGUUACGAGUCAUCGAAAGCCACGCCAUCGAAAAAGCUGGGGAAGCAAGACUCUCUUCUCCCCCCGUCAUCCCUCCGCCUCCUGCUGACCCCCCAAGUUCGCGAGGUUGGUGUGUGCAGCGCUAACCGGGACCCCAGGCUCUGGUGAGGCCUCCCCUGCCAACAGGGUCGUCGGGCCCCUUCAGAGCUGUGCUGGGCCAGGGUCGAGCACGAGAGAAGCUUCUGGAAGGAGGACUCUCCUUAAGCAGCCGUCACAACAGUGAAGCCGAGCUCCCUGAGCGUGAAGAAUCUGGUCCCCCAGCUGUGCUCCCCGGCCGGCCUGGAGCUGGGCACCCCCACCCGAGGAUGGCAGCAGAGGCCGGGCUGAGCGCCCAGGCCCUCAAGGAGCACCGAGAGCAUUGCCCUCACUGAGGCCACCCGGUGCUCCAAGGCUGGGACCGCGAGGGCGGCAGCGGCCACUCUUCCCCCCACCCUCCGGAGGACGUGGCCCCGGACUUCAGGGACCCCAAGCCCAGCGUCACCCCGGAGGCCAGCCCAGCAGACAGGAGGUGGCCGCACGCCAGCCCAGGCAAGGACCGCUCCGUGGAGAGGAAGGCCGGGGGAAGCGGUCACCCUCCCUCACCUGGGGCGUCCAGCUGGUGGGUGCUCUGGUCCCCGGGGUCCAGCCAGAGCAGCAGAGGGGGAAGGUCCGGGACUGGCCUCAACGAAGUUAUGGUGGGUGUGGGAGGACCCAGGAUGCAAGGGAGAGAGAAGAGAGCCAGGGCCCCACCUGCACCUUCACUGUGACCAUUUCCCCCGCCUUCUGACCUGAAGCCACGUGUGUACAUAUUGUGUGUGGUCAUCAUCCCAGGGGAAAUGCAGUUUUGUGAUCUGGGUCUUUUCCCGUAACAUAAUUUCAUAAAUAUUCAUACACCUACAUAGUAUUU
Molecule: messenger RNA, 3694 nt
Organism: Balaenoptera acutorostrata (minke whale)
Lineage: Eukaryota; Metazoa; Chordata; Mammalia; Artiodactyla; Balaenopteridae
Product: kinesin-like protein KIF19
Exons: 15
Coding region: 294-1508 (404 amino acids)
Biological process (GO): microtubule-based movement
Molecular function (GO): ATP binding; microtubule motor activity; microtubule binding
Source: RefSeq, a predicted model, not a curated record